AUCAACAACAGCAACAAUCAUCACCACAACAGCAACAACCAUCACCACCAGUACAACAGCCACAACAACAACAGGUUGGACCUACGAUGAUGGUCAACGUAGGUAACGUUUCCACCCAUUCAAGUAAUUCCCAUCGACGCAGCAAAGCACGAUUAACAUUACAAGCUAUGAUGUCUGACUCAUUAUCACUAUCAGAAGCAGCUCGUUUAGAAAUGGAAGCAUUACCUAAUAAAACACCUGUAUCGGUUCUUCAAGAACUACUUUCUCGCAGGGGUACAAUACCUAAAUAUGAAUUAGUUCAAGUGGAAGGUGUUAUACACGAACCAACGUUUCGUUAUAGAGUUACCGUUGGUGAUGUUAUUGCGAUGGGUACUGGCCGAUCUAAAAAAGAAGCUAAACAUGCUGCAGCUAAAGCAGUUUUAGAUAAUUUAAUUGGAACUAGUAAUGAGUCGUCAGAAUCUGCCAUUAUAAAAAGUUUGACAAAUCAAGCUAUGCAAGAUCUCGAAGGAUACGGUGAAGAAAAAGAUAUAGCCAAUCCAAUUGGAGUUUUGCAAGAGAUGUGCGUGUCUCGGCAUUUCCCACCGCCAAAAUAUACGAUGGAAAAUGAAGAGGGAUUGCCCCAUGAAAGAAAAUUUACUAUUGUUUGUUCAAUCAUGAGUUUACGCGAAUAUGGCCACGGUAAAAGUAAAAAAAUUGCGAAGAGGCAUGCGGCACAUAAAAUGUGGCGUCUUCUUAACGAAUCCGGCCCUUCAAUACUUUAUAAAACAGGAGAAGAGAAAGAAAAAGGUGUGAAAUUAAAUACCUAUUACUGUGACCUGAAAGGUAGCAAAGUUUCGACGUUAUCAUCGUCUCAUAGUCAUAAAGUUUCACAAUUUCACAAGAACCUCAAGGCUUCCCAAGGUGCAGUACUUGAUAAAUUACAGGAUACUUGUUUGAAUGAUGGAGAUAUAAAUUUGGUACAAUUCUUACAAGAGAUUGCUUCGGAACAACGUUUUGAAGUAACGUAUGUUGAUAUCGAAGAAAGGUCUGUUAAUGGUAAAUGCCAGUGCCUUGUACAAUUGUCCACAUUGCCAGUGGCAGUUUGCUAUGGUUGCGGUGUAACCAGUAACGAUGCUCAAGCCAGUGCUGCUCAAAACGCUCUUGAAUAUCUCAAGAUCAUGACCAAAAAGUGAGCCAGCGCUCUGCUCCUGCCAGC
Molecule: messenger RNA, 1195 nt
Organism: Polistes dominula (European paper wasp)
Lineage: Eukaryota; Metazoa; Arthropoda; Insecta; Hymenoptera; Vespidae
Product: protein Loquacious
Biological process (GO): regulation of regulatory ncRNA processing; siRNA processing
Cellular component (GO): nucleus; RISC-loading complex; RISC complex
Molecular function (GO): double-stranded RNA binding; siRNA binding
Source: RefSeq, a predicted model, not a curated record